Molecule: messenger RNA, 1789 nt
Organism: Doryrhamphus excisus (bluestripe pipefish)
Lineage: Eukaryota; Metazoa; Chordata; Actinopteri; Syngnathiformes; Syngnathidae
Source: RefSeq, a predicted model, not a curated record
GCGCAUAGCAACAGGUCACCCACACUGCCUCUACGCAACAUUAGCAUUCAGUGGCGACUGGGAUAGAACGUAACCCACCUGACAGAAAUGGGGUGCUGACGUCCCCGUCUGACCUCAUAUUUUUGAGCUGGUUUUCCUCAUGUCCUUCAACUGAGCCUCAAGAUAAGCUUGCUAAUCUCAGGCAGAUGGUCGCCAUGUGAGAAGAUGCUGCACCACCAUGGCAUGUAUGCUGUGGAGUGUGUUCACAUGGACUUUCAAAGGGAUACUGUGCACCUGCAGGUUCCUUUGGAUUUGCCCAUACAAUGCAGUCCGGUUUCUACCAAAGGAAAAUCACACAAUUGUGGAAAAAGACUGUCAUCAUAAACAAUCUAUAGGUUCUGACAGCAAGAUGGUGGCCGCCAUACCGGGCUGCCCUGACCGCACUGCAACCCUUCAGAAGCGACUGACCAAAACCGAGCAAGACAUCCUGUCGCUCAAAACCAGGAUCGCCUGCGAGAGAGCAUCAUGGGAAAGGAGGUUUGCGGAGCUGCAAAGGAAACAGGAAGAGCUAUGCAAUCAUGUCAUCUUUGACACAGGAGCCCUGAUGAGAGUACAACCAAUAGUGGACAAUGGAGACAUAUUGGACGAGUCUUCCAGCAAAUGCAAGUUCAAAUAUGGCACUCCUUUACUCUCCGAUCAGGUCCUUUUGUCACUAUCAUUGGUGUGUCUUCUCAAAUUAGCCUUCAAUGUCUCUCGGCUGAUGCUCCAUGACAGAGGGUCUGAUGGUACAUCACAGGGAAGCCACUUAUAUUUGUCAACAGCAUCAAGCGCCACCUCAUCCUGUUCUUCAGCAUCAAGUGUAAGAUCAGGAAGAUCUUUAGGACCGCACCGAGUUUUCGUCCCCCACUCUCCCAUGGAUCUGCAGCUGGGUCACCGUGUCAGAAUUAUGCUGCCUUCAGGGCGAAUCAGCACAGGUAGCGUUCGCUUCCUGGGUCACCUGCAGGGGGAGUCAGAACUCCACAUUGGCGUGGAGCUGCAGGCGCCUGAUCACGGCGUGCGGGACGGCCACCAUAAGGGACACUGCUACUUUGACUGCAAACCCGGCCAUGGUGCCUUUGUACCUUUCCAUAAGCUACUGAUGGCCUGGGAAUGACACUGAAACAGCGUGUGGAGACACCCUGGACAGAGCAGUAUUGAUUUAUUUGAAAAGCAAUACAGCUUGGAUUUAAAUCAAUCAUCAAACUCGCAGUUUUUGCAAUUAAAAACUACAAAUCCUCAUAGAAUAAGAAGUUGUAAAAGGAAUUGUGUGAGGCUUUGGAUCUUUGUAUCUUAAAAAAUGCUCUUUUUUUUGCCUUGAAUAACAUAUUUAAGAUUGUAGUCUGAAGGUGUUUCUGAGUUAUUUCAAAGGCAACAUUAUUGAAUUGAAAUAUUUAUAUGUAUUUAUUAUCACAACAUUUCCCUCUGCUGUAUGUAUAUUGUGUAAUAUAUUGUGUAAUUCCUGCAAAAGGAAUUGUGUGAGGCUUUGGAUCUUCGCAUCUUAAAAGAAACGCUCUUUUUUUUGCCUUGAAUAACAUAUUUAAGAUUGUAGUCUGAAGGUGUUUCUGAGUUAUUUCAAAGGCAACAUUAUUGAAUUGAAUUAUUUAUAUUUAUUUAUUGUCACAACAUUUCCAUCUGCUGUAUGUAUAUUGUGUAAUUCACAGCCAAAUAGACCGAUGUUUUACUAACCAAAAAGUCCCAUGAGCAACUGAAGCAUCAUAAUGGUUACACAUUAAUUCAUUAAAUAUAGAAAUGUCAUAUAUAUUUGCAUACG